CACACUGUCGAAAACGCAUCAACUCAAUAGAUAUACAUAAAUAAAUUAUCAGUGGAUGAAAUUUUGUAAUUAGUAGAUAGCCUGCAGUAGUACGCGGGCAUUGAAAGGUUCUAGUCCUGACACCGUCUAUUUGGCUGAUGAAACAAAUCGAACGAAAUGUAUAAACAAACGUGCACCAACCUACUGAGCCUUUCACCUGUAGAGGUCAACAAAUGGCUUGACAGCUUCGAUUCCGUUAUAACCGAUUGCGAUGGCGUUCUGUGGGUGUACGGAAACGUUAUACCCGGCUCCCCAGAGACGAUAAACUACUUAAAAGGAAUGGGAAAGAGCAUUUAUUUUUGCACAAAUAAUUCGACAAAAACACGCAAAGAACUGCUCAUGAAGGGCAUUGAUCUGGGGUUCAAUAUCACCGAAGAGGGCAUCAUAGCGACAGCCCAUGCCGCGGCUAGUUACCUGAAGAAUCGCAAUUUCGACAAGCGCGUCUAUCUUAUUGGUUCCCCGGGAAUCGCACAGGAAUUGGAUGCAGUUGGAAUACAACACACAGGCGUUGGCCCUGAUGUAAUGAAAGCCCCACUGGGUGAAUUCAUGGCAAAGCAUUUAACUAUAGAACCGAAUAUUGGGGCCGUUGUCGUUGGUUUUGAUGAGCAUUUCAGCUUUCCCAAAAUGACCAAAGCGGCAUCCUAUCUCAGCGACCCGAAGUGCUUGUUCAUUGCAACGAAUACAGAUGAGCGUUUCCCUAUGCCAGGAAUGGUUGUUCCGGGCAGUGGGAGCUUUGUGAAUGCUAUUCGAACGUGUGCGGAGAGGGAACCCAUUGUAAUUGGAAAGCCUAAUCCGGCCAUUUGUCAGUCAUUGAUCCAGCAAAAAAAGAUCAUUCCGUCGCGAACUUUAAUGAUUGGUGACAGGGCCAACACGGAUAUUCUCUUGGGCUAUAAUUGUGGAUUUCAAACACUUCUCGUCGGAACGGGCAUUCAUUCCUUGAAUGAUGUGGCUCAAUGGAGGAAUAGCAAAAACCCCGACGACAAAAAACUUAUACCCGAUGUGUACAUACCGAAAUUGGGAGAUUUACUGCCAGCGAUUCUCAAUUCGAUCACACACGGACGCUAUUAAUUUGUAUAUAUGUAUAUGUUUGACAUAUUUUAUUCAGUUUAUGUAUUCCUCUCAGGGACAUAAGUAAAUUUAAUAUUAUUAAUAGACAUCACUUGAUUUAAACAAAAGCAUAGUAAAAUUUACAAUAAAAUAACUACAAACCUGUUUGCAAA
Molecule: messenger RNA, 1259 nt
Organism: Drosophila navojoa
Lineage: Eukaryota; Metazoa; Arthropoda; Insecta; Diptera; Drosophilidae
Product: phosphoglycolate phosphatase
Cellular component (GO): cytoplasm
Molecular function (GO): phosphatase activity
Source: RefSeq, a predicted model, not a curated record